CGCAUCCCUAGCUUGGGGAAGCUUUGCAGGGUCUGAGGCCACUAAGCCGGUGUUUGGCAAAUAAUGAUUCACCCCUCCAUCUUCUGUACUUCCCAGUUCAUUUAGGAAGUACCCCCAACCCACUUUAGAAAUCAUCGACAAGCGGACUGGUCGAACGGUGCCCGUAAACGUAUUAACGGUCAUAGGCGAUUUUCGAUUUUUGUCGAUCGCUUAAUGUUCACUGUGUAUUGCCUGUAACAAGCGAUAAGCGCACCAGACGACACUCGUUCUCGUGGCGCGUGCAGCGGCAGACGACAGUUGGAGCGCGCUGUUCUGCUCAUAUAUGGACUAUAGAUACCUAUUGAUGGGAGCCUGCUCUCCGGAAAAGAUUAUCCCAGUCUUUCGGGAUGUGAUGGCGCCAUAACCAACUGAAAUGAGGAGUGUUACUAUUGUGUUUGUGGAGCUGGUGCUUCUCUCCAUGGUGUACGCCGUGACAGAGAGCCCAGUGACGUCAGCCGGAGACACUAACACAACAUUAGCAGCCGUUCAGCCAGCUGCAUCCAACGUCACAGCCAACGCUACGAGUUUGGAGACAGCAAAGGCCGACAACUCGUCUACGAAUGCAACAGACACGCCAAAAACGGAAGGUGUGAAUAAGACAACAACAAAUUAUACCGAAAAAGCGCCUGCUGUAACCCCAUCAGAUGUAUGGGUACCCGCACCCGAGAUAACAUGCACUCUCUCGAGCGAGCGGUGUUCCGUUAAAAGCCAGUGCUGUAGCAAUAGAUGCGUCAAGCUACAUUCGGGAGCAGAUUACCGUUGUCUCAAGAGUUCCGUCGACAAGCCAUGUAAACAUGACUACAACUGUGAGGGCAAGCUCCAAUGUAGCCCCCAUAGGAAAACUUGCUGUGUCGACUUAUGGCAGUCAUGCGUGAUAGCUUCGCAAUGUUGUAACACUGAGCACAGAUGUCUGUCAAUGCAAGGGUUUAUUUAUAAAAAAUGUCUAAAAUCUGAUGCCAUACGUGCUGCAUCUGCCUGGGGAUUGAUGACUCUUCCAUCCAUACUGGCGAUAACGCAGCUGAUGUUGCUAUUAUGAAGUCACUACAACGAUUACUAAUAAUACACUCCCUCCGAUUUGACAUUAUAUUUAUAUGUUUUGAAGAGAUUAGACGUCCUUCAAAGAAAGUGCCUUAUUGUUACUAAUUUGUUUACGUUUUGAUUGUACGUUUUUCCACCGGUAGAAAUGGCCUUAAAAAGGUCGAUAAAGAUCCAAUGGUUAUGGGUUCACGUCUCUAUACAAAAUCCAAAUACACUUAACUACAGAGGUAUUUUGUUUUCAACAGCUUGUGACUCUCAAAUCCAAAUAACCAGAUAAAACAUUUCUUAUUUCGUAGUACAGACUCACGUCAUACCCCACGCUGUGUAAAUACUCUGGAUAUAUGCAUGGUGGCAUUGCCACAUGAUUAUAUGGAACAUUAGACAUGUCAGUUCUGUCCUUUACUGAAAAGGUUUAAAAUCCAAAUAUAACAUAGUUUGCAUUUGACCGUUUUCUAAAAAGGCAUUGCGUCUUCGAUGCCAAAUAUGUAAAUAGUCUGUUCAUUAAGAAAGGUGUUGGAAAAUAUUUGCUUUUUAUUGUCUGCAAAAUGAAUUUUCUAUGCCCAUUGUGUGGAUAAUUGUUAAUGAAUUCAUGGGACAUGAAUUAAUUCAAUCCAUCUCAGCCAGAGCCGCUCUCUCUUCAUGAUCGGUAUAUUUCAGACUAGAGACUCUGUAGCUGUCCCACCAUGCUCUGCCUUAUGUAAUUAAACAUUUAAAUUUGCCUGUAAUGUAGGUCGCUGAGAACGUUACCAACAACGGGAUAAUUAACGUUCAAAGCUUAUUGCUUUCGAAGUGAAGAAAAUGUCCUCUACACAACACACAUGAUGCCUAUUUAUAUCAUGAUAUUCUUGAUUUUGCUUUAAUUUACUUUGAAUGAUAUCAUGAACCAACGGUUUAUGUGACAAUAUGCAACGGCACGUUGUCCGUUGAAACAGCAACGGAGUAACUGUUUGUGGAUAUCCCAGCUUCCGGGCAGUCAUAUUGGGUGAAUCCCGGCAGCCAUAUUGGAUGCGUUAUUUUACAAUUCAGGAAGUGUUCAAUAUGUGCAAAUUAGUGACCCCAUUUAUACACCAUUAUAUAAUUAUUGGGAAGAAAACACCGUAUCAUACAACGAUGCUUAUCACAUGACGUAGAGAACAAGGGAUUCGAGUGAUCUUGAACUCACGUAACUUCAUUGUUAGAAUAUUGUUUGGACUUAUCUGAUAUUGACGCAAUGUGUGGUAUAAAGGACUGCAAGUCUAUGGUUUUAUGUAUUCAUGGCUGUUGGGGGAAUAUGGAGAACACAAACCUUCGAAGCUUUGACGGUGAACUGAGACAGUUGAGAUCUAUAUGCCAUAUAGUGACUGAUUAACAACAAUCUGUGAUACUUCGCGGUAUAUUCCAACACACAUCUCAUCUUUGAAAUGAGUCCAACUGAGGUUGUUGCGUGUUCUACGGAAUAUUUGAACGAUAACCUGCUUAUGAUUACACAAUGAAAUGACGUUACGAAACAGAUAACUUGUUCAAAUCUCUACCUGAGACUAUAGCUAUACAGGUGAGCUUCAGCGACAAGUCCACUACCCUGUUGCAAAAUUGUGAUGUUUGCUGGGAGUGCGAGGAGGUACUUUAUUUUAUCUUUACUUAUUAAUACCAACAAGAAGUAAUGUAGAUGCAAAUAAAAACUUUUAAGAAA
Messenger RNA from Haliotis rubra (blacklip abalone), 2746 nucleotides. RefSeq lists its product as uncharacterized. The transcript has 6 exons. Lineage: Eukaryota; Metazoa; Mollusca; Gastropoda; Lepetellida; Haliotidae. The record is from RefSeq and is a predicted model, not a curated record. Gene Ontology annotation, molecular function: calcium channel inhibitor activity. Gene Ontology annotation, cellular component: extracellular region. The coding region runs from base 413 to 1075 and encodes 220 amino acids.